GUGAUCCUCUCUGCUUAGUUCUUUCGUAAUUUGGAUGCUGUAAGUAGUACCACUUUUAAUUACUCCAUAUCUAUUGAAGUAUUUCUAUGGGCUGCAUUAACAAAGGAUUGGAAGCUGUAAGUAUCAAGAUCAGGAGUUUUUUCAAAAAGAAAAAGGGGAUCGAAAACAGAGACAACAGCAUAGCAGAAAGAUGGGAGAUUUUGAAUGGAAAAAACAAUUGGGAAGGAUUACUUGACCCUUUGGAUUAUGAUCUCCGACGAUACCUUAUUCACUAUGGCCAAAUGCCUCAAGCCAUCUGCGAUUCAUUCAACAGUGAAAUAGCAUCAAAGAAUUUAGGGACAAAUCGAUACUCCAAAAAGAAUUUCUUCAAAAGAGUGGGGCUCGACAAAAACAACCCAUUCAAAUAUGAAGUCACAAAAUACAUCUAUGGAGCUUCAGAUGUACCAAGUAAAACUGAAAAGAUCAAAUCAUCAAAUUGGAUCGGAUUUGUUGCUGUUGCCACUGAUGAUGGGAAAGUUGCAUUAGGAAGGAGGGAUAUUUUGAUUGCUUGGAGAGGAACCAUGUGUCCUGCAGAAUGGAAUGAUGAUUCUGACUGGGUUUUGGUCCCACCCACAAAAAUCUUUGGAGAAAAUACAGAUGACAUUCUUGUACACAGAGGUUUUUAUUCAGUUUAUACUUCUCUUAACGAAGCUUCAAAAUUCAAUCGAACAACUAGUGCCAGAGACCAGGUUAUUGAAGAAGUUAAGCGAUUGGUGGAGCAAUACAAGGGAGACAAAGUUAGCAUUACUCUAAGCGGCCACAGUAUUGGUUCAUCAUUGGCCACACUAUGCGCAGUUGACAUAGUUGUCAACCAAAUCAAUAAGGAGUUUCCAGUGACUGCAUUUUUACUUGCUAGCCCACGAACUGGAGAGGCCAAUUUCAAGAAAGCUUAUCAAAAUUUGAAAAAUCUUCAAAUCUUGCGGAUUACCAAUGCCCUUGAUGAGGUUCCGGAAAAGCCAGACCGUGGACAGGUCGAAGGUUCUGAUACAGAUUGGAGAGUGUAUGAACAUGUUGGGUAUGAACUUAAAAUUGAUACUACAAAAUCAGAGUAUUUGAAGAAAGAUGUAAAUAAUCAUACUGUGGAAGUUUAUCUGCACGGAAUUGCUGGAACACAUGGAGCAGAAGGAGAGUUCAAGUUGGAAAUAAAUCGGGAUAUUGCUUUGGUGAAUAAGGAAGCGGACGCAUUGAAGAAUGAAUAUGGUGUACCAGUGUAUUGGCGGAUCGUGCAAAAUAAAGGAAUGGUUCAACAAGAAGAUGGAUCUUGGAUUCUCAAUGAUCGUGAGGAUGAUACUGAUCUUUCAGAGUAAAAAUACUUUCAUUUCUCAAACAUAAAUUACUCCUAGUAUCAUUUUUCUAAGGGACGAUGUGAUCUAAUUUUAUGCAAGUUUGGACGUUUGCUAUAGAAGCAGCCAGGACAAAA
This is a messenger RNA of Solanum verrucosum, 1459 nucleotides long. RefSeq names its product phospholipase A1-II 1-like. The transcript has 2 exons. The coding region runs from base 87 to 1346 and encodes 419 amino acids. Gene Ontology annotation, biological process: lipid metabolic process. The record is from RefSeq and is a predicted model, not a curated record. Lineage: Eukaryota; Viridiplantae; Streptophyta; Magnoliopsida; Solanales; Solanaceae. Gene Ontology annotation, molecular function: glycerophospholipid phospholipase A1 activity.